This is a messenger RNA of Pistacia vera, 1445 nucleotides long. RefSeq names its product F-box protein At1g70590. The record is from RefSeq and is a predicted model, not a curated record. Gene Ontology annotation, molecular function: protein binding. NCBI's taxonomy places the organism in Eukaryota, Viridiplantae, Streptophyta, Magnoliopsida, Sapindales, Anacardiaceae. Bases 82 to 1107 code for a protein of 341 amino acids. The transcript is spliced from 4 exons.
AGGCCAAUUAAUUAGUUAAACAAAAUUGUAAUUAUUAUUUGUAAAUGCUUCUCACUUACAUAACUGUUACGAAAUGACACGAUGAAGCAAAGAACAUGGCCGGAUCGAUCGGAGGGCUCACGUUUCACAGCGCUUCCGCUAACAAAAAGCAACGGUGACAACCGCCGACGAGAACUCUAUUCGAGUUCCAGCACGCACAAGAGUAAAAUCAAGCGGCAUAGCCACCACUUCUACUCAAGAUCAUCACAAUCAACGGACGGUCAUGAUUUUGCAACCUUACCGUUCGAUAUCUUGACAAAAAUCGCGGCCUCUUUCACGCAUCCUCAACUUCGGGCGGCUUCACUGGUGUGUAAAUCAUGGAGUGACGCGCUUCGGCCUUUGAGAGAGGCGAUGGUGUUACUGAUGUGGGGAAAGCGGUUCAAGCACGGGCGCGGCGGUGUUCGCAAAAACUUGGAUAAGGCUCUCGACUCCUUCCUAAAAGGCGCGGAACGGGGCUCCACUUUGGCUAUGGUCGAUGCCGGUCUAAUAUAUUGGGAAUUAGGCAAGAAGGAGACGGCUAUUGGCUUUUAUAAGAAAGCGGCUGAGCUUGGUGAUCCUGCUGGCCAGUGCAAUUUGGCAAUUUCUUACUUACAAGCACAACCUCCAAAGCCAGAGGAAGCUGAAAAGUGGUUGUAUCAAGCUGCCUUGGCGGGUCAUGCACGGGCACAGUAUCAACUUGCCCUUUGCCUGCAUAAAGGUUGUGGACUACAACAGGCGGCUAGAUGGUACUUAAAAGCUGCUGAAGGUGGGUAUCUACGUGCUAUGUACAACACUUCACUUUGCUACUCGGCUGGGAAAGGGUUGCCCUUAAGCCAUAGACAAGCAAGAAAAUGGAUGAAAAGGGCAGCUGAUCGUGGUCACAGAAAAGCUCAAUUUGAGCAUGGACUUGCCCUAUUUUCGGAAGGGGAGAUGAUGAAAGCUGUAGUUUACCUUGAACUUGCUACACGUGCUGGUGAAAUGGCAGCAGCUCAUAUCAAGAAUGUUAUUCUCGAACAACUUUCAGUAACUUCACGUAAUCACGUCAUGUUACUUGCUGAUAAUUGGCGAGCUUUGCCUUCAUCCUGCUGAGUUAUACCUAACAAGGGUUUGUAGAUCUUGACACUGACUAGUCUAAAAUCCUUUGGGAUGUAUUUUCUUUGGUUGUAAUCUAUAUAUUGUGGGGGUGAUAAUACAAAUCGCAUAGAUACCUUGGCUGCUUUUGUGGUUUAUGCUCAUGUCUUGAUGAAUUAUAAAUAGGGAAAUAUUAACAUUUGUCUUGAGUGCACAUGAUAAAGAAUAGAAGCAAACAAAAUUUUGAUUGUCUCAAAGCAUUUCUUUUUGUAAAUAAUGUGUAUAAAUAUUAUAAAAAAAUUUGUUUGUUUAUGGCUUGGGGCACAUGUUGAGAGGACCUUCAAAUAUGACGUGCU